Penicillium salamii is the source of this 894-nucleotide messenger RNA. The record is from the annotation of a GenBank genome assembly. Lineage: Eukaryota; Fungi; Ascomycota; Eurotiomycetes; Eurotiales; Aspergillaceae.
AUGGUUGUGAAACGCAAGCGUGAGACCACCGUGGUCUCUAAGCCGAAAGCUAAAGAGGACUCCCCGCCCCCCGUGGACAAUGCGCAGGACGUAUUCCGCAAAUUAUUCGAAGCGCAAUUCGAGCCUCUUGAUUUGCCAGCUCCUACCGCCAAAGUUGCCAAAACCUCAAACUCCGACGACGAAGACGAAGACGAGGACGAUGAUGAUGACGAUGACUCUGGAUCGGAAGGCGAUUGGGAUGGGAUGUCUGAUCUCAGCGAAGAGAGCAACCAAGUGGAAGUAGUUGAGCACACAGAUACGCGCGCUGCUCCGACGGACAGAAUGGACAAGAAGACAUGGAAGGCAUUCAUGAGUGGAAAGGUCAUGUCAUCCAUUGACAAACCUGAUGCCAAGCCAGAGCCCUCAUCCAAGAAGGAAGAGGAGGAGGAUACACACGAUGUGAUGAACUUAAAGCACGACCUUGCUCUACAGCGUUUGCUCACGGAAUCCCAUCUCCUUGACUCUGCUGAGGACCUAGCGCCAACCGGAAAGAACCGUCUCAAGGCUUUGGAUCUGCGCAUGCAAUCACUCGGAGCCAAGGAUUCACUGUACGCGCAAAACAAGAUGCCAACUGCACACCGACGAGGAAUCAAGGCCAAGGCUGCUACGAAGGAUGAGAAACGUCGUCGUGAGGCCAAGGAGAAUGGCAUCAUUCUUGAAAAGCCUAGCAAGGUGUCCAAAUCAAGCAACAAUGGACGAAGGGAACGCGGUGUCAAUGGAGCAUCAGUGGGCAAGUUCUCAGGUGGUACUUUGAAUCUGAACAAACAAGACAUUGAACGUGUCCAAUCCUCGGGUCGUCGCAUGGCCGGUGGUAGAGGCAAAGGCAAGCCCAAAUCAAGAGGUGGCAAGCGUUAA